CCAGGUAAGAGCAUAGCAUGGCGCUUGGAAGGAAAAAAGGCCGCGUCAGCCGAAAAAAAGUUGGCCCAAACAUCGCGGCACUCUCUCACCUGGCCUGGCAAAUUUUUGGGCCAGAUAAGAGAGCAGUGUGGUGUUUGGGAUGCGAAAACGUCCUGGCCUGAGGAGGUGGCCAGAUGAAAGAGACACUCUUGAAGCACAAGCGCCAUGCUGUGCUCUUACCUGGGCCUCCAGACUUUGAGGCCCGGCAAGAGCAUAGCCUUGCGAUUGGAAGGAAAAAAGACCGCAUCGCUCGGCCCAAAAAAAGUUGGCCCAAGCACCACGGCACUCUCUUCCCUGGCCUGCCAAGUUUUGGCACCAGGUAAGAGCAUAGCGUGGCGCUUGGAAGGAAAAAAGGCCCCUUCGGCCCAAAAAAAGUUGGCCCAAACACGCCGGCACUCUCUUACCUGGCCUUCCAAGUUUUGUGACCAGGUAGGAGAGCAACGUGGUGUUUGGGAUGCGAAAACGACCACUCUGCUGCGGAGAAUUUGAAGAGGAGCAGGUGUUGGUCUGUAGUCUUCUGCAGGAGCAGAUAUUUAGGGAGGUGCGCUUGAUAAAAAUGAUACUUUUGAGAUUGUAACUCCUGAGCGGGUCGUUAUACACUACUAUGCAGUCGUCGACGCAAAACACGGCUUCCACCGCGAGAGAGGUGAUCGCGUUGGGUGCAGAGAAGAAGGAGCUCGAGCUGAAGGAUGCGAGCGCCACGUACGCCGGGGAUGUGGUGGAGGACGAGUUCGAGUCCUUCGAGGAGCGGAGGAAGCGGAUGCGGCUGGAGCUCGAGGCACGGCAGCGGGCGGAGGAGGAAGCACGGUUGCGGAAGGAGGAGGAAAAAAGAAAGAAAAUGAUGGAAGAAGAUAUCACCUGCUCAGGUGUUACAGUCUCAAACGUAUACCAGAGAAGCUGGACGAAAUCUGUGAUGCAAGAAGUGCAUGACCUAGCCAACUCUCAUAGGAUUGCGCAUGACAAGUUCUGGAGUGGUCCCAAACCGCACUAAAAUCUGGCGAAAUUUGUAUUGCAAAAAGUGGAACGCUGUGCAGGUUUGUCAUGCUCAUCAUGCAAUGCCACGUUUGAAAUUGAGACUGUAUCGUUUGAGCGGGUCAUAAAAGAGGAAAGCGACGUUCCGUCAGACCUCGAAGACGGGUUUUACGAUGAAGAUGGUAGGUUCUUUAUCCUGAGUAAAAACGUCCCCACGCCAGAGUUGUAAUGCAGAUUUGCAAAGACAGGAAGACUUGUAAUGCGCAUCCCCAUGAGAGCCCUUUCCAGUCGUGUUUUGGAAUUUUUGAUGCUGUGAACAGGAUGAGCAGAUGAAUCUGUGAUGCGGCUGCACUUGCUAACCUGCACUACACUACGGAGUGCAAUUUGUCAUGCGUGACUCCCGAAACUCCUAGGCUUGUGUUGCAAAAUCCCCAUCCUGACUCUGGUGUGGGGACGUUUUUGCUCAGGAUAUUCUUCCAGUACGACGAGCUCGGGCAGGCGGUCACGUUUGACGAGCAUGGGAACGCGUGGAGCUAUGACGAAAGGUAUUGUAAUGCAAAAAUCCCCCCUCCCCAUACUGAAAAGGGAUCAUACUCCUGAAAAUUUGUGAUGCUGAUUUGAUGUGACCACAAGUCGCGUCUUAUUGCACGAAGGCAACUCCAGAGACUCCGCUGCGCUGUGCAGCAGGCAAUUUGAAAUGCUGUUUCGCCUACACAGGAUAUGCCUGCCUUGCUGGGCGCCUACAACACCAAAACGCCCCUACUCAGACUGUGCACCUGCCUGCAGUCCUCUACCGCAAGACAAAGCCGAUUUGUGUACACGAAUCCCGCAUCACAGAUUUCCAUUUUGAGAUGGGGAGGGUAGAUUUUUCACUUUGAUAAAAGGGGGAGAAUGGUACAGGCCUACCGGGCCGGGGAGUCUCCCCAAGCCGGAUACGAACGCAGAAUGGCGGAAAGGACACUGACCCAGAAAGCAAUGGCGCAGCUCGCAAUGGCGACGUACUUUGACGAUCCGGGCUAUGGGAGUGUCAGAAUCGAAAUUGACAAAGUCGAAAAAUUUGUGAUGCACAAAAUCGAUGUCAGUUGGACCCUCAGUUUCCAAGUGGCGCAUGACAAAUUUCGGGAGCACCCACAUCCAGUCUGUCAUGCUGUUUGGGCAAAGAAGACUGCUCCUGUCAUGCUACUCUGGCGGCACAUCGUAUACCCCUAAACAGGCUUACAAUCGGCCUCAUUUGCCUGCUCCCCAAUACAGGCCUUCAAUGCUCUACAUUUUAUGCAUCACAACUUUUUUGAUUUUGUCGAUUUCGAUCCUGACACACCCAUACGGGCGAAGUGUUUCCGGAAGAGGGAGACAUUCACGAAACCGAAGUGCAAAAUAUGCAUUGCAAAUAUGUCUGGGGCUGGGAGGUUACAACGUGUGAUGCUGUCUCUGCAUCUAAAAAAAAUCUGUAUUGCAUGACCAGCAAGAGGGGUUCAGUUUGUGCUACAUGGAAAGGGCAUUUCUCAUGCGAAAUAGGCAUCAGGAAGUGGUCUAAAAAUCUGGGAUGCUAGGUCAUGCAUUACAGACGUCAUGGGUCAUGUAAAAUGCACUCUUCCAGACCCGGGCAUUUUUGCAUUUGAUGCAAAAGAGGAGAAUAUCAUUUGGAAAAACGUCCCCAACCUGAACCCAUCCCGCGACUUGUUAUGCAAAGUGGCAUGUGCUGUAAAAUGUAAAUGUUUCAUCUCAUGCGCAGCGAGCCCCAUGACUUCCAUUUUCUGAUCCUAUCUGGAAGUAGUUGGUGAUGCUGGAAUGAGGUUCGAUUUUGGAUGCGUCUGCACUUCUACCACCUGAGGACACUACCAGUUCAAGAAUUUUGUCAUGCGAAAUAACUACAAGCAAAACUUGUUGAUCUUGAUUUAUUGCAUUUGUGUAAGUAGCAAAGUCGCCAUCCUGAAGAUGACGCUGGGGUCCUCGUGGGGGACAUUUUUACCCAGGAUAAAGAAGAGACCGGAAUCAGCGCAUGAAAGGUAAUUAUAUCAAAUGCAAAUAUGUCUGGGUCUGGAAAAUCCCGAGAUUUGUCAUGCAGUCUUUCCAAGUUCCACCAAGUCUGGAACGCAGGGCCUUGCAUCACAGGUUCUGCAGCCCCUUGGUGAUGCCUAUUCUGCAUGAGAAACGCCCUCUCGGCAUGGCUAGAAAUGGGGACCUUUUGCAAGUCACGCAACACAGAUUUUUGUAUGAUCCGCAACACGCAUCACAAGUUUGCAUCCUUCCAGACCCAGACAUUUUUGCAGUUGAUAACUUAGAGAAACUAACUAUACAUACACGAUUCUGGAGUGUAGAUUUUUUUGUCUAGCGGUUCUUGUUCUACUCACAUUGAUAUAUUCUUCCUCAAAUUGAAAUUUAAGUUUAACAUAUACCUGCCUGCAUGACCACAUCAAGUUGCGACAUAAAAACGAAGGUAAACUCUGGUGGAAGUACCCCUUCGAGGCGUUCAUGAAGAUAUCCUGUGCAAAAGUAUCUUACUCGUAUUGCAAUCAGGCAUUACAAAUCUUUUUCUUAAGGUAAAUCUGCAUUACAAAUUUUAUUUCUCAUGCUGAGGGAAUUUGUCAUGCAUUUAUACGAGUACGAUACUUUUGCAGUGCAUAGAAGAAACGCGACGACAACCUGUGGAAGUACGAGCGCAUGCGGCUAGAAGAUUUUCCGGACGACGUGCACCCUUACCCAUGGUCUCUCCAGCUGGUUCAACACCCACAGUGGGAUAUCUGGAUGGGAUUGCUGAUCAUGUUGAACUGUUUCACCAUCGUGUUUCAAGCGAUCACGAAGGACGAAACGGGGCCGGUAGCGAUACUGCUCUGGGUCUGCGAGAAUCUGUUCACGUUGACCUUCCUCCUCGAGCUGAUGGCAAGAAUACGGGCGUACGGCUGGGGCUGGAUGUUCGAAUCCUGGACCAACUAUCAACUGCAAAAAUGUCAUCUGGGUCUGGAAGAGUCGGGGCUUGACGUGCACAUUUUGCAUGACCCGUGAGCAGAUCUGUGAUGCUGGUGCUAGCAUCACAGAUUUUUUGAGAGCUUCUUGAUUCUAAACACACAUGAGAAAUGCCCUCUCCGGGUGCCAAGAACUGACUCUUCUUGCUGCUCAUGCAACACAGAUAUUUUUAGAAUCCGCAGACAGCAUUACAAGUUCCAUUCUUCCAGACCCAGACAUAUUUGCAAUCCAUACCAACUUCACCGACGCCAUUCUGGUCUUUUUCACCGGUGUGUUGGUUACCUGGGUGCUGGUAUCAACUGCAAAUGUGUCUGGGUCUGGAAGAGUGCCAGACUUGUCAUGCAGGUUUUCCAUUACCCAUCAGGUCUGGUAUGUAAGACAUAGCAUGGCAGAUUCUGUGAGAGUUCUAUCAUGCCGAUCCUGCAUGAGAAACCGCCUCUCGAUUGGCUCAAAAGAAAAAGUGGACACCAGCUUUUGGUACUCACGCAACACAGAUUUUUCCAUGAUUCGGAUUUAGCAUGACAAGUUGCUUUGUUCCAGACCCAGACACUUUUGCUUUUCAUAGCUGGCUCCCGCGGGCAUUGACGUGAAGGAGAUCCGGAAGUUCACCUUGAUGCGUAUCAUCCGUCUUUUAUCCUGAGUAAAAACGUACCCACACCAGAGUUGUCAUGCAGAUUUGCCAUGACAGGAACAUUUGUGAUGCGCAACCCCAUGACAGGCAUUUUCAAUCGUGUUUGGGAACUUGUAGUGCUGUAAACAGGAUCAGGAGAUCGAUUUGUGCUGCGGCUUUCCUUGCUAACUUGCACUACCUUACGGACUGAAACUUGUCAUGUGUGACUCCCAAAACUCCUAGGUUUGUGUUGCAAAGUCCCCAUCUUGACUUUGGUGUGGGUACGUUUUUACUCAGGAUAUCUUUACCGCCUGGUGCUGGCCGUCCGACUGGAUCCGUUUUACCGGUAUGACCUGUUCAAAUCGGUUGCCAUCUCAAAUCGGUUACCAUAGAAUCUGGAUUUGCUAUUGCAUGAUGAGCAUGGCAGACUCGGACAGCAUUCCACUUUCUGCACUACAAAUUUCGCCAGAUAAUUGCUUUGCGGUUUGGGACUCCGGAAGAACUUGUCAUGCGCAAUCCUAUGAGAGUUGGCUAGAUAGUGCACCUCUUGCAUCACAGAUAUUCUUCUAUUGUAGCGUUUGAGAUUGUAAAAACACCUGAGCAGGGCAUAACCGGGAGAUGUGGUUUCUGGUUACGGGAAUGAUCCACUCCGUGUCUCCGCUGUUUUGGUCCCUGAUGGUGAUCGGGUUCAUGCUAUUGAGAGGAAAAAUCCCCCCUCCCCAUAUCGAAAGCGAAAUUUGUGUUGCUGUAUUUGAGUACACAAAUCGCAUUUGUCUUGCUGGAGAGGACUGCAAACCCAUAUCAAGCCUGAGUAGAGAGGCUUUGACUUUGGCGCUUAGCAUGAGAAGCGUCCGUGAUGUUGGCUCAACAGCAUGACAAACCGCCUCCAUAAUGGGACGGAAGCUGCUGCCUUUGUCUUCUUGCAACACAAACGUGAUUUGUGACCUCAAAUCAGCAACACAAAUUCUCGAAGCCUCACCUCUUCAAUAUGGGGAGGGGGGAUUUUUCCUUGCGAUACAUGCUCUUUCUGUUCGGCGUCACCGCGACGCAGUUCAUCGGCCGCAGCUUAUCAAACGGAAAAAUCCCCCCUGCCCAUAUCGAAAUGGAAAUCUGUGAUGCAGGAUUUGAGGCACCAAAUCGACUUGUCAUGCUAGAAGGCCAAGAGCCGCAGUCGUGGUCUCGUUUGCAGGCAAUUUGCCAUGCUGUUUCCCACUCUCAGCUGCCUCCUAUCAUGCUGAAGAUGCAAGGCUCCCCCACGCCACCCAGCACUACAGUCCGCAUCUUAUUUUCCGUGUAGCAUGACAAAGCUGAUUUGUGACAACAAAUCUGCAUCACAGAUUUCCGUUUUGAUAUGGGGAGGGGGGAUUUUUCCUCUCAAUACAGCUUCGAGAACGAUCCGCUCGCACAGAAAUAUUUUGGCACCACGAUGAAGUUAUCCUGUGCAAAAGUAUCGUACUCUUACUAAUUGCAGUUAUGCAUUACAAAUUUCCUUUCCAAGGCAAAACAGCAUGACAAAUUCAAUUUUUCAUGCUAAGAGAAUUUGUAAUGCAAUUUAUACUAGUACGAUGCUUUUGCAAUUCAUGGAAGUCCAUGUUCACGCUGUUCCAAGUGACGACGCUAGACUCUUGGGACGAAGUGGUGCGGCCGCUGGAGAUGAAGGUUUGGUUAUCGCAAGAAAAAACUGUUUAUUCACUGUGAACUUGUGAUGCAGAAAAUGGAUCGCAGAAGUGUGUGUCAUGCUACACAUGCACGACAAUGGAUUUCUAGCUGUGUUUUCCCUUAGGAACCCCGCAUGACAGGUUUUCAGUGUCAUGCGUACUAACAAACUUGUGAUGCAGAUUUUGCAAAAUCACCACAGUGAAACAGUUUUUUCGUGGGAUAUUGGUGGUUCAAAUACUUCAUCUUUUUCUACUUCAGUACCAGUAUCUUUAUCGUCAUGAACCUGGUGGUUGCCGUCAUCGUGGAGAAUGUGUUCGUGAUCGCGAAGGAAUACGAAUCCGAGCAGGAAGGGCUUCGAGACGCCGCACAAAAACGCGCGUUUGAGGAGCUCAAGGCGCUUUUCCAAACGCUCUCGGACGAUGGGAGAGUGUUUUACUUUAUCGUGAGCAAAAACGUCCCCGCCCCAGAGUUAUUAUGUGAAAUCUGCUACACAAAUCACCAAGCUUUGGCCGUUGCGCAUGACAAAUUCAUUUGAGGGGAUGAUCGCAAGGUAGUCCGAUGCUUAGCUAGUGCAGCAGCAACACUGAUCUAGCGAAUCAUGCUGAUUUUAGCAUCACAAAUUGCAAAACACCAACAGGAACUGCUUCUCGUGGGUCUCCGCAUGAGAAACAUUUUCAGCAUGCAGAUUUGCAUUACAACUCUGGGACGUUUUUACAAAUGAUUUACUUCCCGGAUUUCUGGUCGGUGGUCAACGGAAAGUCCCGAAUCGGCGCGAGAUUCCGCGCCAAGUUGAAGGAUAUUCUGAGUAAAAACGUCCCCACCCCAUAGUCAAGUUGGGAAUCUAGCAACACAAAUCUCCAAGUUUUGGGAGCUGUGCACGACAAGUUUCCCUCUGCAGUGUAGUGCUGAUUGGCAAGAGAAGCCGCAUGAGAAAGCCACUUUCGGAUUCUGUUUACAGCAUUACAGAUUCCACAACACGAAUGGAAAUGCUUCUCAUGGAGCUGGGCAUUACAGAUGUUCCUGUCAUUGCACAUUUGCAUGACAACUCUGGUGUGAGGACGUUUUUACACAGGAUAAAGGAGCUGAAUUACACAGCUGGGAACGUAAAGGAGGUGAAGGCUAUCAAAUGCUAACUAAUCGAUCUGCGUCUGGGAAGUUGUCAUGCUAUUGUGUGUGAGUAACUAUACUAAUAAACUGACGCCAGUACUACUAGGUCUGACGCCAGUACUACUAGGUACAGGUAGUGGAGCAUAACAAAAAAUCGCUGAGUAGUCUUAUUCAUUUAUACAAAGAAGUCGUGUCGCGCAUGCGAAGUCGCGUCUUUUCAUUUAUACAAAGAAGCGUCGCCAUUUAUUUUCCAAUUUCCGCAACAUGCACUACAGAGUUGUUCACGAGCAAGGGAGUUGCUCCGCAUGACAGACUCGUGCAAUCUUCCAGAAUCAGAUAUGAUAAUUGCAACGCAUAAAUGCGCUGUUGAUCGACGAAACGGACGAGGAUGCGGAGGUGGAUUUGGAAUUGUUCUGCUACUGCCUCAAGAAAAUCCGCCACUCGGCCACUGCGCAGGACAUUCUGGUGCUGCAGAAGGCGAUCGUGACACUGGAACAGGUCACCACCGUGAUUGAAAUUCACUGUAACAUGAUCCUCGAUAUGCAUUGCAAGAGUUCUUAUUGUAUCGUGGUGGUAGUAAUUAUUGCAUUACAAAUUGAAAUUGAAAUUCGGUUGGCAGGUGGAACAACUUGUCAUGCUGCACUACGUUUGAAAAAGCAAGUUUGUCAUGCACAAUAGUGCAAUUUAAUUUCAAAAUGAAAAUCCCACGAGUGCGAUGCUUUUGCACAUGAUCCUCGAGGCGCUGGACGCGUUGUUCUACGAAAUCCAGUCGGUGGACGUUAUCCAAGAAAAAAUCUAUGUGAGUGUAAAUCUGUAAUGCAGAAAAUGCAAAACUGUUACGAUUGUCAUGCUGAAUGUGCGUCAUAGGCCACUUUGAUGCGUGUUUUCACGUACAAAGUGCGCAUGACAGGUUCUCUCUGUAAUGCAACACGCAUUUGUAAUGCUGCUCUUCCUACAAAGUUACACUUACACAGUUUUUUUCCUGGAUAGAUGUGGAUUUGAAUUUAGUCAUCAUGAUGACCUCGAAGGUGAUGGACGUCGUGGCGCACAUCCUGAUAUGCAUUGCAAGUAUGUCGGGGUCUGGAAGAUUGCAACUUGUCAUGCUAAAUCCGAAUCUUGUAAAAAUCUGUGUUGCAACAUGUGUGUAGCGCUUAGGGCCCUUCCGUACGGCCGAUUUGUAUGCCCGCAACGGGGUUCGCCUAAGUCGGUCAUUUGUAUGCAAGGCGUUGGGUUACCCGGUCGGCAGAGCCGAUCCACAACGAACGAACGAACAUGAGUGCCAAAAGCUAUCCACUUUCGACCUAGUUGGGAGGGAGUUUCUCAUCCAGGAUAGGUAUGGCAGAGACCUCACAGAAUCUGUGAUGCUAGGUCAUCUCGCAUUCCAGACCUCACGGGCCAUGGAAAACCCGCAUGACAAGUUUACACUCUUCCAGACCCAGUCAUAGUUGCAAUCCAUACCUGAAAGGCCACGAACAGCGAAAAGAGAACAUCAAGACCUAUCAAAUCGGGCUUUUCCGAGCGAAGGAAAAGACUGCGAAGAGGAUCGCGGCCAUAUUGCAAGGAAACAUCCCCCCCUUCCGAUAUCGAAAACGCAUCCGUUUGAAAAUUUGUGAUGCAGAUUUGUGACCACAAAUCCCGUCUGUCUUGCCCGAAGGCAGAGCCAGAGACCCCGCCGCAUUAUGCAGGCGGUUUGUGAUGUUGUUGGGCUUGCAGCAUAGACGGUUGCCAUGCUAGUCGCCCACGGCAAAGCUUGUCGGCUCAGGCUUGGCAUGUGCCUGCAGUCCUCUAUUGCAAGACAAAUCGGAUCUGUGUACGGGAAUCGAGCGUGAGAAGCUUCGUUUUGAUACGGGGAGGGGGUAUUUUUCCUUUUCAUACGCCACCAAAAUUAGGGAUGAUGACUAGAAGACGACUUAAGUUAUUAAUUCGCUCUGCGAACGGUCAUGGGUGUCGUGUGGAGCCGCGUGCCUCAGGUCAUGUCGAGCAAGAUUAUCGUCUUGUUUUUAUUCAAAUUGAAUCCAACGCCGGAAGCACAGGCACAACAUCAAGUUUUUAUGCUUCUAUUACUCGAAGUGCGGUUCGAAGAAAUUUCUGUCCUUGCAAAAGAACCACAAAAGUACCACAGCUAAUAACUAUUGUGCCACCAGCUCGUUGAAUUUAUUCGCGCAUGAAGAGGGAACAAACAAGGCACUGAAGUGCUUAUAAGAAGUCCUACCAAGUUUUGACCUUUUGUACAUGAUCAAAGAAGAAUUACAUCACGAUCAUAA
This is a messenger RNA of Amoebophrya sp. A120, 9615 nucleotides long. The record is from the annotation of a GenBank genome assembly. Lineage: Eukaryota; Dinophyceae; Syndiniales; Amoebophryaceae.